This is a messenger RNA of Ceutorhynchus assimilis (cabbage seed weevil), 2892 nucleotides long. The record is from the annotation of a GenBank genome assembly. NCBI's taxonomy places the organism in Eukaryota, Metazoa, Arthropoda, Insecta, Coleoptera, Curculionidae.
AUGCCUCGCACAAGGCAAAGGAAGACAGAAAGAGGCAAGAAGGAUCUCUCAAUUUACAAGCAAGCUUACAGUGAAGUAACAAAUGAUGGUUUAUCUAUUCGUGCUGCAGCCAAAAAAUACGAUCUUUGCCACGUUUCACUUAUGCGAUAUGGUCGCAAAACAACAACAAUUGAAGAAGCAAAAGUCAUGUACGAAGAUGAAAACGCUCUCAUCCCCAAAAACACCUCCCUACUAAUCGCUAGAAUACCCAUAACAGCCCCUAAGCAAAAGCAAUGGGAAGGCUAUGGGGGUAACGAUAAUCAACCUACCAAAGUGGAUGAGGGUGGACCAGUAGGCAAAGCCAUGGACUUGGCUAAUCUCGAUGCUCCUGAAGACGAUAAAAUCAAAGCCAUGAUGUCUCAGAGCACGCAGGACUAUGAUCCUAGCAAUUAUAUAAAAAUUCGUGGUGCAAAUCAAGUAGGUCCAGUGCCAGCUUCUUAUCGUUGCUAUAAAUGCUAUCAGACGGGGCAUUGGAUUAAAGAUUGCCCUUUGGGACAAGGAACUGAUCCAGUUGAAAUUAAAAAAAGCACCGGCAUACCUCACAGUUUCCUAGUUCCCGUGGAUGGUCCCCAAGUUCCUGGAGCCAUGAUGAUGGCCAAUGGGCAAUACGCGGUUUCCGCCUUGGAUUUGCAAGCUUACAAUCAAAAGUCCACAGGUCCGAUUGCAGCGCAAGAGCCGAAACCUGAAAUUCCCGAGGAUUUGGUUUGUUCGAUUUGUUCCGACUUGUUAACUGAUGCCGUUAUGAUUCCUUGUUGUGAUAUUCCUAAAGAGGAGGUCGCUAAAAAAGAAGCUACACCUCCAGUAGUAGAUGCGAAAGAAAAUUUAAAGGAAGAAGAAAAGACUGUCAUUUCUGAAGCUGAUUCUACUGAGCAUGACAAAAACGGAUUUUCUAAAGAUAUUGAAUUAGAUCCUCCAAAAUCCAAAUCUGAAGACCCAGAUGGCCCACCAGGAGUUUCACCAGAAGAUUCUUCUCCGACUCGUAAAGCCCACAGCAAAGCUUCUAAAAAGGACAAAGAAAAAUCCAGAGAUAAAGAGAAAUCCAGGGAAACAGAACAUCGUUCCCAUAAGUCUCGCAGGAGUAGGUCACCAUCGCCAAGGAAAUCUCGUAGUAGGAGAUCUCCUAGUUACGAAUCAAGACAUGUUUCUGAGAGGCAAAGCGGUACCCCUACAAGAGACGAACCGCCACCAGGAAUUGCAAAUAAUUAUGCACCACCAAUUAAUCAAUAUCCAGGUCAUGGUACUAAUGUACCGCCUCCUGGGAUGCCGCCAAUGCAAGGUCAUCCAGUUACAAUGCAUCCCACAGGGUUUCCUCUGAACCAGCCGCCACCUUAUCAUCCUACCAACGCGCCGCCAAAUUUUAGAUUGCCGCCCCCAGGCAGUCAGCCACCACCUUUUAUGCCUCAAGGAGAAGAUACGAGGUACUGCUGCCUAAAAAUGUCUAGUCGCACGAAAAAAAUUUUGGAAUUGGCCAAACUAGCACAUUCUAGCGAAAAUAAUACUGAAGAAAAUGAUUAUUCUCUUCAAGAAAUCAGUGAAAUUGAACUAUCAGGAAAUAUUCUUUUAAAUAAAGCCUUAUCUCCAGAAGAUAUUUUUAAUAUCAUCAGAGAAGUCGAGAAUGUCUUUGAUAACGAUAAUGCCAGCGAUAAUCCUGAUAAUAGUGUUAAUAGUGCUGAAAAUCACAAUCACAAUGAACAAUACCAUCCCGGAAUCGGAAAUAAUGAAACCAUACACGAGGUUAACGAAAUUGGAACACGACAACUAGAUGAAGCCUUAAGUUCAGAAGAUAUAAUUACUAUUAUCAAUGAAGCUUUGAUAUUAACGAAAAUCCAAGCGAUUGUAAAUGAAAUUGAGACACGACAACAUGGGGAUGACAUUAAUAUUGCGAAUAUUAUCACAAAAUCUGGAGAAAAAAAUAUAGAAGAACCCGUUGUUCUAGAUUUAGCAUGCAAAGCUCAUAGACCAGAACAAACUGACGUUUAUGACAAUGAUGACUACAGCCCAGAAAGUGAAACAGACAGCGAAGAAAGUAUGGAAAUCGAUGUAGAUGAAAUACAGCUACAGGUCAAUGUUAUUGAAGAUGAAACUGAGAAUGAAAAUGGAACAGUGAAGAGAAAUGAAAAAAGAACAAAUAAGAGGUUUAUCAAUAAGCAAUUAAGAAUGGCGGGAAAGCGGUAUUUAGGGUUUAGAAAGCCACGGAAUCAAAGCAAUACGUUCCAUGAUACAACAAGAACAGAGAGAAAAUUGGGUGCCAGGUGCAGCUGUAAACAAAAAGCCAAAGAUCCGACAAGAAAAUGUUUCAAGCUGACGGAAGGAAUGCGCCAAGCUAUUUUUCAAAACUUUUGGUCUAACAUGACGUGGGAUCAACGAAAAGUGAACGUCAGUAAUACUGCUAAAGUGACUGAAAAGGCUAGACCAAAAGAAGCAGAAAGCUCUCGACGAAAUAUAACCAUCAAAUAUUUUUUGAUUUGUGGAAAUGAAGAAGUACCUACCCGUGUGAAGGAUACUGAUAAGCUUUAUUUAGAACAAAAUUUUCAAUCUUUUGCUCAACUUCACAGGGUCUACGAAAUUAAGUGCCAGGAGAAUGAAAAAAAACCUUUAUCUGCUAAGACAUUAACAAAAAUGGCUGAAGAAAUGAAUUUACCGCUAUUUCGUCCAAGGAAAGACCAAUGCGAUAUCUGUUUCAAAUACAAAAAUGGCAAUUUAUCUGAAAUGGACUACAGUGAACAUAUUAACAUGAAAAAUAGCGCCCGAAAGGAGAAAGAAGAAGAUAAAAAAAAAGGCCUUAGAAGGACAGUGCAAUGUUAUUGUAAUGGAUGUUCAGUCUGUCAAGUUAGCACCACAGCUAAAAGCUAG